AUGCACAAAGUGAACGCGGAGAUUUACGGGACUCGGUGUAACCUUGUUCCCAACUCCCUGUGUGUUGCAGAGAGUGUGCGGGAGGCGGUGGGUCGGAGGGUGAAGCUGACCCUGAGGCGCAGAGUCCAGCUGGAGGUCAAAGGUGACAAGGUGGAGAACAGAGUGUUGGUCCUGGCAUCACAUCGAGCCUAUCUGUUGACAGCACGGGUCCCUUCCAAGGUUGAACACUCCUUCAGCUUCCUGGAUAUCCAGGGAAUCAGCAGCAACAAGCCCACUCAGCUGCUGUUGGAGUACGAGCGCGGUCCAUGGAAUCUCCGGCUGGGCUCGGCGGAGGAAGUGGACGAGGUGAUCGCUCACAUUGGUAGCUGUGUUCACCGGAUCUGUCCCACUGGCUCACCUGUAAAGUUGAUGAGGAAGUUGAGUCUGAAGCCUCCAGAGAGAACAGCGGCCCUCCAGGCCUUGUGGGAUGAACAGGGCUCAGCAGAUCUGGGACCCUGCGGUGGUUUUUCUCAUCAGUACUGGUGUGUGUGUGAUCACCUAGGUCUGCCGUACAGAGAGGAGGUCCAAUGGGAUGUGGACACCAUCUAUCUCACUCAGGACACCAGAGAGCUUAACCUGCAGGAUUUCAUCCAUCUGGAGAACAGGGAUCUGGUGGCGAUCAUCGCAGCUCUAGAGUACAACCAGUGGUUCACUAAACUCUCUGCCAAAGACUACAAACUGUCGACCGAUGUGUGUGAGCAGAUCUUCAGAGUGGUGGCUCGAUCCAGCCGGCUGGAGGAGCUGGUCCUGGACAACGCUGGACUGAGAAGUGAUUUUGCUCAGAAAAUGGCCAGCGCUCUGUCACACAACCCCGCCUCCACGCUGCACACACUCAACCUGAGCAACAACUCAUUGGAGGACAAAGGUGUUUCUGCUCUGAGUGCUCAACUCGCCAAACUGCCAAUGGGCCUCAAGUCCCUGAACCUCUCCAGGACCUCCAUGUCUCCUAAAGGAGUGAACAGCUUCUGUCAGGCGCUCUGUAACAACCCAGUCAUCACCUCCACCCUCGCACACCUCGACCUGUCAGGAAACUCGCUCAGAGGCGACGACCUGCCGAACCUGCACAGCUUCCUGAGUCACCCAAACUGCCUGGAGACUCUGGAUCUGUCCAACAGUGACUGCUCUCUGGAGCAGGUGUGUUCGUCGUUGCUCAGAGGAUCGUUGAAGCAUCUUUCUGUCCUUAACAUGUCAAAGUCCGUCUUCUCUCACAGGAAGUGUAAAGAAAUCCCAUCGUCCUUUAAGCAGUUCUUCAGCAGCGCUCAGGCCCUGAGCUCAGUCAGUCUGUCGGGGACCAGGCUGCCUCUGGAGGCUCUCAAAGCGUUGCUGUUGGGGCUCGGCUGCAACCCAAACCUCAGUGACGUGUCUCUGGAUCUCAGCUGCUGUGAGCUGCGUUCGGGAGGCUCUCAGAUCCUGGAGGGCUGUGUUGCUGAGAUUCCCAACAUCACCAGUCUGGAUAUUUCUGACAAUGGUCUGGACAUGGAUCUGACCACGCUGCUGGUCUGGCUGGCCAAGAACCGCUCCAUCAGACACCUCUCACUGGGCAAAAACUUCAACAACAUCAAGUCCAAAAAUGUGUCUCAGGUCCUGGACAACCUGGUUCACAUGAUUCAAGAGGAGGAAUCACCACUGACCUCGCUGUCCCUGGCUGAUUCCAAGCUAAAGGCCGACCUCUCCAUCAUCCUCAAUGCUCUGGGCAGCAACACGUCUCUGACCAAACUGGACAUCAGUGGGAACGCCAUGGGAGACAUGGGGGCCAAGAUGCUGGCUAAAGCCCUGCAGAUCAACACCAAACUCAGGACAGUUGUGUGGGACAGAAACAACAUCAGUCCUCAAGGUCUACAAGACGUUGCUGCUGCUUUGGAGAAGAACUACACCAUCCGUUUCAUGCCUGUUCCCAUCAUGGAUGCUGCUCAGGCCCUGAAGGCGAGCCCAGAGAAGACAGAGGACGCCUUACUAAAGAUGGAGCAGUACCUACUGAGGAACCAUGAGACACGUAAAUACCUGCAGGAGCAGGCGUACAGGCUGCAGCAGGGAAUAGUCACCACCACCACACAGCAGAUGAUGGACAUGAUGUGUGUGAAGGUGCAGGACCACCUGAACUCUCUGAAGUUCACAGAGACCAACUCAGUGCAGGAGGACAUGAAGGUGGCAGAGAACUUCAUGAAAGACGCCAGGAACUCUAAGACACUGCUCCCCAACCUGUACCACCUGAAGAGCAGCGGGUCCAGUGGAGCAUGUGUUGGAGCCAUUCAGGACAAACUGGAGUCGAUGGCUGGAGAGGUGGCCCGCGUGAUGGACGAACAGCUGCAGACAAUGCUGGUGUCCAUGGUAGACGCCGCUGAGGGUCUGUGUCCUCAUGUGAUGAAGAGGAGCGGCCUUCGUCAGGAGCUGCUGAAGGCCGGAGCAGGGAGGAUGACCAUCCCUCGCUGCUUCAUCACCACCACACUGCUGGAGCAGUCGGGGGUUGACAUCAUCAACAAGAUCAGUGAAGUGAAGCUGAGCAUGGCCUCAUUUCUGUCUGAUCGCAUCGUGGAUGAGAUCCUGGAGUCUCUGUCCAGAUCACAGCACACUCUGGGUGACCAUCUGAUCAGGAAGAGUCAGCCUCUGCUGCAUCAUGAACCCCAGAUGGAGACGGAGGUUUUGGAUGAGAUAGUUCUGCAGCCAGAGAAAAAGGAACAGAAACAAAGCCAUGACCAGGAGCAGAAACAUGGGCUGGAGCACAUGGACACCUGCAUUAUGACUCCUAAAUCCAAGAGGAAGAGUAUUCUGGUCAGGAUGCUGCGCCCUGUCUCUGUGGCAUUUGAGAUGGAGUUUGACCUAGACAAGGCUCUGGAGGAGGUUCCUAUCCAUGUUGAGGACCCUCCUCUUCCUCCUCCUCCUCCUCAUCCUCCACAGUCAGCGGACAGAAUGUCAGCCUACUGCGGAGACCUCCCUCCUCCUCCUACCCCACUGAAUACAAAGUCCAUCUGUUUGAGCGAGCUGCCGCCUGUGGAGCACAAGGUGCUGGAGCAUCACACCAAACUCCGCCCGAAACCAAAGAAGAGGACAAAACCCAGCCGACCUCGUAAGACCACCAGCAGCUCAGCGCCACAAGAGGUAGAGCAGAACAGCAUCAUGGGAAAGCUGGACGAGGGCCUGGAUGACUUCUUCUCCAAGAAAGUCAUUAAACUCAGCUUCAAACUUCCCUCAGUGAGAAGUCCAUCCUCCAGUCCGCAGGAAGGAGCAGAUAAGAAACGUGAAUCCAGGAAGAGCGGUUUCUUCAACCCCUUCAAAUCCCGGACAUCCCGCUCAGAGAAGAGCCACGGACCUGCCUCCAUCACUCCACCCCAACCUGCUCCCUCCACCACUGCAUCACCUUCUCCCUCUAUUACACCAGUGACUGAGGAAACAACGCCGACAUCAGCCACUCCGCCCCCAAAAAGCCCUGGCACUGUGGUGGAGCCUCAUCAGGAGCUCCUCGGGGCUCAAUCAUUCGACCACACAGAUUCUGAGGUGGAAGCUUCUCCGACCGUAGCUGAGCCCGCCGAGGAGGAGAAGGAGGAUGACAAUGUGGAGAAGGAGAAUGUGGAGAAUAAGGAGAACCAGGAGAAGAAGGAGAACUCCCACAUUCUCCGCCAUAUUGGGGUCCCUGUGAUGGGCAUGGACCUGAUGGCUGAGAUGAAGGCCAGACAGGAGAGGAUGGCUGUAAGGAAGUCUGAGUCAUUACUGGACAAAGAGGAAGAAGAUAAAGCCAAGUCAGACGUCCAUCCUACUGUGCCCUGCUGUGAAGAGUCCAGACCAGAGCCGACUCCUAGGUCAAAACCUCCCAGCGUCACCCCGAAACCUCCUCCACCCCAGGCCACCAAACCUCCACUGGGGCCCCGCACCUCUGGGCCCCUCAGUCCUGCCAGUCCAACCAGUCCAACCAGUCCCAGGCCAAACAGCACCUACAUCUUUGAUGACUCUGCUGAGGCACCAGCAGGAAGCUCAUCUGCCAAAGCACCACUUCCUGCUCCUCGCCUGAAGAGGGUGCCAUCAGAGCAGGAGCAAGAGAGCACCAGCAGCAACCCUGCAGGACCCCUGUCUCCACUAGACGUUGAGCUUCUGGGGGAUGGUGAUGCAUUCGAGCCACCCAGUCCGAUGGUUGAAGCGGGCCUCGGUGGCAGACAAUGGUCGUCUCUAAAGAGUUCAGCCAGUCCUCCUACUGCAACGGAGGACAGCCGAGAGCGAGCCAAGUCCCUCCCUGCUAACGGUUCGAUGAAUCCUCCAUCUGUGGCAUGCACAGAUCUCAGUCCAGCUGAGGAGGACCUUCCAUCUCCAGCCACUCUCAAGUCUGAUAACAAAUCAGAGGACGAGUCCGACGACGCCCUUCCAGCCUGAUGAUGUUAACAGUCUCGAAAUCCUGCUCCACUGUCGACCAGGAGCUCAAUCACAUACAGACAGUCAAAGUCAGAGACAGUGGACGAUGAUUUAAUCAUAUAUUUACAAUUCCAGGGGAGGCACAUAUAAAGGGGGCAUUUCAGUAUUUUGCACGUCCUGCUGUUAUCAGAGAAAUUUCCUGACUUCGGAUCAGUCCAGGCUGUCGGGCCAAACGGACAAAACAACAGCUCCAUUACUGUCUCUGUCAACAUCUCUAAUAGGACUAUAAAGAGCUGAGCAGAUGGGUUUUAUCUGCUGCAGAGACAAUCUGCAGUUGUUUAGAUAACCAGGUCCAGCUAUAAAAAGCUCAGUUAGUCCAAAGCACUGAGGAGAAGGAGUCUGACUGUCUGAACAGGUCCAAACUGAAGCAGUUUGGUUUUACUGUAUUUCUGUUCUGCAGGUAAACUGUUGGUGGUAAGUCAGCAGAUGAGACUCGAAAUAUGAACAAGUCCCAAAGAUUCUUUUGUACCCUGCAGAUAUUCACUCCUUUUCUUAAAACAGUAAACUGUUAGAAAUGUGAGAAAAUGCCCAAAUUAGGAGCAGCUGGAAGAGAAACAACAAGAAAGUGUCAAAAACCAAAGAAUAUUUACUCUCUGCUGCUAGAGCCAAAGAUUAAAUCUUUUUUUUUUUUUUUAAUAUCUCAAAAGCUCAAAGUUACGUUGAGUCUUAUUCAACUUUAAACAAAUGAGUCAGUUUUUUGUUUUACCAAAACCGUAUUUUAAUUUUGGUAGAACAUCCAUCUUGUUCAUGACUGCUAAUGAUGCUUAUGAUGCCAACUUGACUGGUGAAAAAUUGCUAAAGGUUUUAAUUAAUACCAAGGACUGUGGCAAAUUGGCUGUAUGUAGAAAAAAAAAUCCUGAUAUCCUAAAAAGUCAUAUCUUGGAUGUUAUUAUAUAUAAUUGCAGGAUUUAUUUGUAACAUUCUUUGUGUCAUCUUUGUCGAGUUGCCUCUUAAGCAGCUUUUAAAUCCCACCUCAAGGUCAUCAUCAGUGAAUGAAGUUUGCUCAGUUGUCCUAAUAAUGACCUGAUAUACAGUAUACAUAUCUAUAUAAAACCACCUGUUAUGUAGCAAAGACCAGUCUGUAUCUGCUGAAGAUGACGAUUGCAGAGGUGGCUGAAAGCUCAGGAAAAAGCAAGGAAUGCUCAGUUCAGACCAAAGAAUCGCAACAAGACGAACUGAAACAGUGAUUUGCAAUGCACCAUUUUGCAACGUUCGAAAAACUUGCCAGUUCACACCAAUGCAACUAGAUGAGAUGGUGUAUUAUCUCUAUGCAGCAACUCUCUGUACUUUAGUUCUGAUUUGCAGCUUUUCAGGCUUAUUUUGUGGCUAAAUAUAAUUUGUAGCUUCUUAAAAUAUGAAUGAGGACAGUGAUAGUGAGACACUGGCAUUUGUAGUAGUGAUGAAACGGCAAAAAACAGAAUCAAAACCAGCAUCAGAUGGACUGUAUUUAUAAUAAAUACACCACAAUAAUAUGAAUAAACAGCGCCACAUUAAUCAGUCAGUGAGAAUGUGUGUAUGUGAGGGGGCAGAAGCACAUACAGUGAGCAGCAGCAGCAACCCACCGUCUGACACCGGCACACCAUGAGGACCGAAACAGAGGGCUCAGCAGGGACGGAGCGCCUGUCGCGGCAAACAAACACCUUGUCUGCUGUCAUUGUGACUUGACCAGCGGACUUCACUACAAGCUGACUGGCUGUUGAAACAGAUGACUUUCUCUAAAACCAGCUGCCGGCGAUUUGACCAGCCAGCUUGAUUCAAGCUCAGACUGGCCAGCUCACACUGCUGAAACUUUUCUCUGCAAUGUUGUAAAGCAGUUUUGUCUCGUCGCAAAUCUUUGGUCUGAACUUGGCUUAACUUGGCCUUGAGUUAAGAUUAUUUUGUCAAACUACUAUUUCCAAAACAAAGAAGCUUAAUAACAAAGUAUAGUAUCAGUUCUACAGACAUUUCACACUGUAAAGAAUAUUUAACUGAGAUUUUUACAGUGAAAAUUCAGAGCUGCAGAAAAACAACUCUUCUGGUUGAGUUAAUGCUGCGUUCAUAUCAUGUCAGAGUUACCGUGAUUUGUAAAUACAGUUCCUGACGUGUAAAUACUGUUCAUGGCAACAUCCAAGUUCACAAAAAAGUCAGGAGAAUUUUCUGAGAGAUCCCAUAUAAGGCUGGGUGAUAUGAAGAAAAUCAAAUAUGACAUUUUGACUAAAUACCUUGAUGUAGAGACGAUACAGCAGGGUUGACUAUUGGUUCUUUAACAAAAUAUUUACAUAAUGAGAUUUUUGAUAAACAAUCAGUAAUGUGGAUAUAAUUAGGGAUGUCCCGAUCCAGCUUUUUCACUUCCGAUCCGAUACCGAUAUUACAGCCUUGAGUUUUGGCCGAUACCGAUACCAAUCCGAUCCAAGCGCGUAUUGUACAUAUUCACUUAUUUUGUUGUCAGUCAUGUUAGAAAAGGUUUGAUCAAGCAAUAUUACUCUAACAAGAACAACUACUUAAUCGGGUUAGUUAGAAUGAUCCACAACAGUUGGUAUGAGAAACUGACCUGUUUAUUGUUAACAGGGUUAAAUAAACAAACUUUAAACUUGAACAUUAACAUUAAAUAAAAAAUAUAGCUGGUUUGCUUUGGCUGCUUUGGCCCCUUAAUAAAUAGAAAAUAAAUCAACACAAGAAAUCUUUAAAAUGUCUAACAUUGAAAUUAAAAUAGCAGCAAGACUCCACACACUUGUGCUUUGGCCCCCUAAUAAAUAAAAAAUAGAUUAACACCACAAGACAUUGUUGACAUUUAACAAACAAUGCAGCCUUUCCUUUUCAGUUAUUUUAGUAGUGUCAGUGCCAGCCUGGUGCUGCUGUUUCCUGGGACCAACAGAGGGGACAAAAAACCACACACAAUAUUGUACAACUGUUUAAACAAGCAAUAGUCCAUCCAUGGCUCCAAUUUCACUAAUUGUGCCCAAAACAAUGCCAUCAGUGCUCUUUACUUAAACAGUAAGAGUGUAAACCAAAUAAAAAUAUCACUCUCAAAAAACCAGAGCAGAAAACAAAUAGUCAGUUAACUAAGUUGACCGCUACUCUUCCUAUCCUCCCUGUGUGUCUGCCCUCUGCAUGCUGGCCUGGUGGAUUGAUAGUAAGAGAUGGAGCGGAUCACUGGAAUGGACUGCUUGACUCGCGGAGCGCUCGGGCCGAUACCGAUCCGAAUAUCGGAUCGGGACAUCCCUAGAUAUAAUAUCUCAGUUGGUAAAUGUAGCUAGAACAUUCCAGCGCAAUCGCACAAAAAUAUGUUGGCAUUGUACGUUUCUGCAAACUACAGAUACAUUACAUUCAUACAUUACUAUUUAGCAGAUACUUUCAAAUUCAAUGUUUCUUCAUGUUUCAGCAGCGAUGUGGUUAACUUGUGGUUAGUUUUAGGCACAAAAAACAGUUAUGGUUAGGACAGAAUAAUGAUUUGGCUUGAAUUACCCGCUUUCCCUGCAAACACCUACAGGUCACUAAGACACCACAUUUGGUGGACACUGGGAAUGCUUGUUGGUCUUGAACAGUGGUCUGCAGCUUGGCAGGCUUAUCGCCUUGGUGUCACACUAUCCACCAUCCCCUCCACCUCCCGAUGACUAAGUCAGCUCAUAUACUCUGUCAUUUUAGAAACUUUGAUAUGAUAGUCUGAAAUGUAAAAAUGUAACAUAUCUGUGCUUUGCCAACACAUUCUCACUCUGCCCUUGUCACACAUUGACAUUUGGUUAUGGACUUUCCACGUCCAUAUAUGACGUGCAAGGUACCCUAGGUGCAUUGGUUGUUGAUAUUCUGGGGCGCUGUGUCGCCUUCAGCCUGUUACAUGCAUUGUCUAUCUUCUAAAUACACGUCUGUUUUCACAGGAAAUUUACCAUUUACAUACAGUCUCUUUCAAAAUUCAUACUACGCUGGUAUAAUACUGCAACUUGAUUUUUUUCCUUCAACAACAAACGCACCAUGGUUACGUUUGCCAACACACGCAUGUGGAUGGGUUUUGGGCAACAAAGGCACAUGGUUGGGUUUAGGACAAAAGAACAGGGUUUGGCUUGAAAGUCAGUGGUUGUUGUACCCAUUUAGUACCCCCUCUGCCCACCCUACUCUGACUUGCGCCGCCUUAACUUUCGUUAUUGUUCCACCGCGUCUCCCCUUGACACCGCCGAACAUGAGUCAUUUAGCCCAAAUCUAAUGGAUAUGGUGCUAUAGUUUCAAUGCACUGUGUCUUUAAAUACUCUGUUUAAAAAGAAAUUAAAGUACAACUCAGCAUCAUUCAGCUAUCUUGAGUUGCCCAGUGAUAUGAACAUGUACGAGCUGUGAACAUGGGAACAUUCUCCAUAGCUGCCAUCCAUCCUCCAUGAUGUGAACACAGCAGAGAGCUCAGUGGGCAGAGACCAUAGACUGCAUAUAAAGGUGGACAAUACGUCUCACUUACAUCCAUCGGACAAACAUGAAGCCAAAUAUUCCUGGAUUCGACUGUUGCCAUCUUUCGCUGAUGACAACAUUUGGAGCCAGAGUCUGUGUGGUAGCUAUAGGGAAGUGGAGCUGCGGUAUCGAGUUCCCGCAAAUACACUCGCCUAACCAAUCACGCACACACUGACUGGCACACAUGGGUAAUUGACUAAUUAAAACCAGACUUAUGACAGAAACCAUCUUUGGGAGAAAUGUAUUUGACAUUUAGCUGUUUGUUUGGCCCAUGUACCUUCUGCUAACAUGGAGGGGGUGGGGUUUGUGGCUCCUGUGACUUACUACUUACUACGACUGAGUUUUAAUUUAACAGUGAAGUUGUUUCCAACAAAAUCUAAAUCCUGCAAUAGAAUGCUGUAGUUUUCUCUCCACAGAAGGCAUUUUACCUUGUCAUCACCUUUAUUUUCUUGUUAUCACGCCUCAAAAUGUUCAUAUAAACAUAACUGUGUGUUGCCUCUGAUUCAUAUUUAAAGGGGUAGUUUGGAUUUUUUGAGUGUAGGAGGUAUUUAUCCGCAGCCAGUGAAUUACCUCCAGUAGAUGGUGGUCAGUGUAUUCCAGUUUUGGAGAAGCAGGUUUAAGUCUGACAUUGAAGCUAAGCAAUUUACUGCUGUGGUCGGCAACAAAACAUAUUUUGGCCACUUUAAAAAAUCCCACCUAAAAAGAUGAUUAUCAGUUUAAGUUUACGCUUUAUUGAGAUUGUUUUCACUGCCUUAAGUUACUGUCAGACAGUGAUUUCCAGCAGGAAAAUGAAGCUGUUAUAUCUGUCUCCAGACUCCAUUGAGAAUACAGGGAUUUAACACUGCUGAGCACAGGAGCUGCUGGUCUACUGCUGCCUCACAUAAUAUGUUUUUGGCUAUAACUAAAGAAUUCCUAUGCUGAUAAUGUAAUGUGAAUUUCACACAAAUGUUAAAUAGGAUAAAAUAAUGAAAUGAUGACAUUUCAUAUCCAGAAGGUCAAAGAUCAACUUCACAGUGACACUCAUAAUGUUCUGCAUAAAACACUUUUAUGGCCAUUACGCAAUGUUAUAUCUCAGGAACAGGAGGGGAGACAUUUAGUCAGAUACUGAAUUGGUGACACUAAUCUUGAAACUGUGAUUGAUUGUAUAGAUCUGCAUGUGAAGCAUCUAUGUUUUCACAGACAUGGAUGUAGACUUAAAGAGGAACUUGACUGCUGUGCGGAGGCAUACAACCACAGGGUAGUAAUUCUAUUUUUUUGUGGGUUAUUGUGUGACUUUGGCGUUUAAAGUCAUUAGUUCAGAUUCACCAAAGUCACACAAUAGCACAAACUAACUAACUGAUAGAGGCAGCCGUAGACCAGCAGCUGUUCAGUGGUCAGUGAGCCCCAAAUUAUUGUUUUGUCAGUGGAGUCUGGUGGCUUUGAACAGCCAUUAGAACAGGCUGCCUGACAGAAAGUUAAAGCAGUAAAAUACCCUCAAUAUAGCACACACAGUUACAUCAGUUACAGAUUUUUUUUCAGGUGGCUAAAGUACUUUUUGCUGCUGACCUCUCCACAGCAAUGUAUUGCUUAGUUUCUAUGUCAAACUCAAGCCUGCUUCUCCAAACUGGGGGUCUGCUGACUGCCAGCUACUGUAGGUAAUGCUUUACAUUGACUACGGGUAAGUACCUCAUAUAACCCUACUUCAAAAAAUCAAAACUAUCGCUUUAACAUCAACACUGCUGCUGUAGGCUCACUAUUACGCACAGUUUAUUACUGCUGCACUUACUGAUAUGUAUCAGUGUAAAUAUGGAAUAAUAUACUUGUGUGUUUGUGGUUCUGUUUAUAAAAGAAAUGGGGUUUAUAUCAGAGUUAAAUGCACAAACUCUGGGGUUUAUAUGUACUAUGAGAAUAAAUCUGAUUUAUCAUCAGAGAGACGUGCUGUUGAAUCUGCACUGAUCUCCAUUUAGGAUACAUGGUGAUGGUUUUCAUUUUACUGGGAAAUAAUUUUGUCUUUAAUUUUUAAAAAUCUGCUCUUUUUAAAUAUUCAGCUAAAUAAGGUGUUUUAUUGUUUAUAUGCCAGUGGACCAAUGUGCCUGGAAAUUUGACAUCAAGCUGUCACAUAUUUCUGUAUUUGUAUGUUUAUACCAAUAAAUACUGUUUCACUGUUCACUCUC
Molecule: messenger RNA, 11000 nt
Organism: Epinephelus moara (kelp grouper)
Lineage: Eukaryota; Metazoa; Chordata; Actinopteri; Perciformes; Serranidae
Product: F-actin-uncapping protein LRRC16A-like
Exons: 38
Coding region: 1-4398 (1465 amino acids)
Biological process (GO): regulation of Arp2/3 complex-mediated actin nucleation; cell migration
Cellular component (GO): lamellipodium; plasma membrane
Molecular function (GO): protein binding
Source: RefSeq, a predicted model, not a curated record